This is a messenger RNA of Lepisosteus oculatus (spotted gar), 9630 nucleotides long. RefSeq names its product piezo type mechanosensitive ion channel component 1 (Er blood group) (gene piezo1). NCBI's taxonomy places the organism in Eukaryota, Metazoa, Chordata, Actinopteri, Semionotiformes, Lepisosteidae. Gene Ontology annotation, molecular function: mechanosensitive monoatomic ion channel activity. Gene Ontology annotation, cellular component: membrane. The record is from RefSeq and is a predicted model, not a curated record.
CUUCAGCCAGGACGCGCCUAUGGAAGUCCAGGUGCUGUGCGGACUGCUCUACUGCGUGGUGUUGCCCGUCUCCUUACUUGCAGCCUGCCUGUUCCGCUACAAUGCCCUGUCGUUAGUGUACCUUCUUUACCUUCUGCUGUUACCGUGGUUCCUGAGGCCCAAUGAACGCACUGUACGAGGUCAUACUGGGCGUUUUAUCAAGGCCCUGUUUGCCACCAGUCUGGUGUUCCUGUUGGCUCACCUCACCUUUCAGAUCUGCCUGUACACUGUUCCCGGCCUGGAUGAUGAGCUGGGAUACAACUGCAGCUCCUGGGAGCCUCUGUCAAGACACGUUGGAGUAUCCAGGCUUCCGCUAGAUGACUUGUGGAGCACUCUGCGACUGGUGGUCCCAGAUGUGGGCAUCUUCACCGUAUCGCUAGCAACCCUGAUUGUGUGCAACUGUCUGCUCCGAAAAAAGAAAAACGGGCAAGGAGAUGGCCAGGCAGCAGACACAGAGCCGACGCAGCAGGGGGAGCAGAGGGACGAAGAGGAGGAGGGGGGAGAUGAGGAAGGCAGGACCGCCCUUAGCGAAGUGGAAGACGAGCCCCCGGAGGUGGAGACGCCCGCCCCGUCCCGCAUGGCCCUCCUGGCCGCCCGCCUGCACGCCGCAGGCCACUCCUUCCUGCGAGACCUCGGCAGGGUCUGUGCCGUCGCGCUGCUUGGGCUGUCGGGAAUCACUCUGCCAUCUGCCUUCUCUGGCGUCUACUACCUGCUGUUCAUUGGAGUGUGCACAUGGUGGGCCUGCCACCUCCCCAUCAGCCCCCUGGGCUUCAACGCACUGUGUGUGAUGGUGGGCUUCUUCACAGCGGGACACCUGGUCUGCCUGUACCUCUAUCAGAGCCCCUUUGCCCAGGAAAUCUUUCCCCCCUCCAGCCUCUGGGCCAGACUCUUUGGCCUGAAAGAAAUUCUAAAGCCUUCCAACUGCUCCUCUGCUGCUGAGCUGGUCUUGAACACGGAUCACGAUUGGCCGGUUUAUGUCAACCCAGGGAUUCUGUUCCUUCUGUAUAUCACCGUGGCAACUCUUCUGAAAAUGGGACGCCAUUACUCUUCUGAUAAGAAGGACGAAGCAGGAGUGAGGUCCAGGAUGUCCCAGGACGGUGGUGGGGGGGACAUGGAGCUGAGGUCGUGGGUCUCCGGGCGUCGAAGUAGUCAAGACGAGACGAAGCCAAUGCUCCUCUCAGCCGGCGACACACCAGGAGCCAAUGCAGAGACGCCCAGAGUUCAUGUCAUGAACGGAUCAAGUCAUCAAGACCUAGGGCCGAGUGGAGCCCUUGGACGGAAUGUGGACAGUCCCUGGCAGAUUGUGGGCCGAAUGGUCAUGCAGCAGAGCUAUGUCUGCGCUCUUAUUGCAAUGAUGGUCUGGAGCAUCACUUACCACAGCUGGCUGACCUUCGUGCUCCUGCUGUGGGCCUGCCUCAUCUGGAUCCUGCGUGCUCGGCGCCGUUUCGCCAUGCUGUGCUCCCCCUUCAUCCUGCUGUAUGGCCUCUCCCUCUGCAGCCUCCAGUACAUCUGGUCCAUGGACCUGGAGCCCGAGUUGCCCCAUCGUGUCGGCUCGAUGAGCCUGAAGCAGCUGGGGCUGGACCGCACCAAGCACGCCUGUCUGCGCCUGGGAGCCAUGCUGCUCUACACACUCACGUUCUGGCUCCUCCUGCGUCACUCGGUGAAGGACAAGUUCACCAGGAAGAAGACUGCCUCACCUUUGCUGGAGGUCACCACAGGAGGUGCUGAGACCAGUGGGCAGAAUGAGUCGGUGCUGAAGGUUCUGGGCAAGAUGGUGAUGAGUUGCUAUGCCAAAUACUGGAUCUACGUUUGUGGAGGCAUGUUUAUCAUGGUCAGCUUCGCUGGGAAGCUGGUGGGCUACAAGAUCGUCUACAUGCUGCUCUUCCUGCUGUGUCUCUGCCUCUACCAGAUGUACUACACGCUGUGGAGGCGACUGCUCAAGGCCUUUUGGUGGCUAGUGGUGGCCUAUACCAUGCUGGUGCUCAUCGCGAUAUACACCUUCCAGUUUGAGGAUUUUCCCGGUUACUGGAAGAACUUCACUGGGUUCACGGAAAACCAACUAGCCGAUAUCGGUCUGGAGACGUUCAAGCUGUCGGAGCUCUUCACCAGUAUCCUCAUCCCUGGCUUCUUCCUCCUGGCCUGCAUCCUCCAGCUGCACUACUUCCACAGGCCCUUCAUGAGGACCACCGACCUGGAGCACGUCACCCCGCUACAGAGGAAAAAGCUGAGCAGCGACUCCGUUGUCUCGGAGGCAGCACAAGGCGAGGUGCCUGAAGAGGAGCGUCAGAUGACUGGACUGGACGAUGACCAGUCGCAGGAGGAAGCAGCCAUGCCCAGUAAAUGGGACUUGGUGAUGGACAGGCUGAUGGUGCUGUUCAGGAAGUUCUCAGAGAUCCUGUCUCAGGUGCAGGUCUUCAUAUGGAGGGUCCUGGAGCUGCACAUCCUCAAGAUUGUGGCCUUCUUUAUUGUCUGGGUGGCGCUGGGGGAGCCUUCGGUGAUGAACCUGGUUCUGGUUCUGCUGUGGUCCUUUGCCAUGCCCUACUCCCGCUUCAGACACAUGGCCUCCUGUCUGUCCACCAUUUGGGUCUGCAUCAUCAUCGUCUGCAAGAUGCUGUACCAGCUCAGCAUCGUCAACCCCAUCGAGUACUCCAGCAACUGCACAGUGCCUAACAGUACUGAGACCAAUCUGCAAGAAGACGAGAUCCGGAACUCGAUCCUUUACAGACGGCCAGUAGACCCAGCUAACUGGUUUGGGUUCAGGAAAGCCGACACCGCCCUUGGCUACAUCAAGAACCACCUGUUGGUGCUGAUGUUGCUGGUUUUUGAGGCCACAGUGUACAGGCAUCAGACACACCACUACAAACAGCUGCAGACUUCUCCUCCAGCCAUUCAGACUAUCUUCUCACACAGUUCCCAGGAGAAUGUGGACCAGGACCUGCUGGGCUGCUUGAAGUAUCUCAUUAACUACUGCUUCUACAAAUUUGGCCUAGAGAUUUGUUUCCUGAUGACGGUGAAUGUGAUUGGCCAGCGGAUGAACUUCCUGGUUAUUUUACAUGGCUGCUGGCUGGUGGUCAUCCUGACACGACGCCGGCGGUCUGCUAUUGCGCGCAUCUGGCCAAAAUACUGCCUCUUUCUGGUCUUGUUCAUGAUUUACCAGUACCUGCUGUGUGUGGGCAUCCCUCCAGCACUCUGCAUAGAUUACCCCUGGCGCUGGAACAGCACUGUCACCAUCAACUCUGCCCUAAUCAAGUGGAUUUAUCUGCCAGACUUCUACACCAUCCCCAACUCCAGUAACCUCAUCUGCGAUUUCCUCCUGCUCAUGUGCGCCUCCCAGCAGUGGAAGGUCUUUGAGGAUGAGAAGACGGAACUGUGGAUUGUGUGGGCCGGGGAGAACCGGGAAGAGCUCAUCCCCAUGGCAGGAAAGAACUCCAACCCUGUGCCCAAUUUCGUCAACUGCAGGUGCUACCUGGACAUGGUGAAGGUGGCAGUGUUCCGCCACAUGUUCUGGUUGGUGCUGGCUGUGGUGUUUAUAACAGGGGCCACACGUAUUAGCAUGUUUGGCCUAGGCUAUCUCAUGGCCUGCUUCUACUUCCUGCUCUGUGGCACCGAGCUGCUUCUCAAGUCCACGAAGACCAGGCUGGUGCUGUGGGACUGCCUCAUCAUGUAUAAUGUGGCUGUCAUCAUCUCCAAGAACAUGCUGUCUCUCCUGUCCUGUGUGUUUGUGGAGCAGAUGCAGACUCGCUUCUGCUGGGUCAUCCAGCUCUUCAGCUUGGUGUGCACUGUGAAGGGUUACUAUGACCCCAAGGAUCAGCAGUAUGAGCAGGAAUGUGUGCUUCCGGUGGAGGAGGCUGGGAUCAUCUGGGACAGCAUCUGCUUCUUCUUCCUCCUGCUGCAGAGGAGAGUCUUCCUCAGCUACUACUUCCUGCACAUCGCAGCAGACCAGCAGGCGUCUGCCCGACAGGCAUCUCGGGGCUUUGAGCUGUUCAAGGCCAGCAUCGUGAAGAGCAUGAACUUUCACCACCAGGCAGAGCAGAAAUCCCUGACCCAGCUGAAGAGACAAAUGGAACGGAUUAGGGCCAAGCAGCAGAAAUACAAAGAGGGGCGCCGCUCCUCUGACAGCAGUGCAGGACCACCAGAGCAAGAGGUGGGCAGAAAGGGCUCCAAACAGAGAAAGAAGUGGUGGCGUCCCUGGCUUGAUCAUGCCACAGUGCUGCACUCGGGGGAAUAUUACUUGUUUGAGUCUGACAGUGAAGAGGAGGAAGAGCUGCUGGCAGAGGAGCAGAAGCCCUCCAGACAGAGUGCCUUCCAGCUGGCUUACCAAGCCUGGGUGACCAAUGCCAAGACAGCGCUGAAGCAGAGGCAGCAGCACCAGAAAGUGCUGCAGAGGCUGGAGAGCGAGGCCAGCAGGCAAGCCAGCCCGGAGAGCUCAGGUGAAGGAGAGGAGUGCCAGUCCAAUCCUGGAGACAUGGUAGACCAGGAGGUGGUGGCGGAAGAAGAUGUUGACUCAGAGAGGAGUGACAUUGUGCAGAGGAUUCUGGGUGUUCUCAAGUUUCUGUGGGUGCUCUUCCUGGCCAUGGUGGACGGAGUGACGCAGUGGCUCAACACCCUGACCAAGCAGUAUGUGGACACCUCGACUGUGCUCUGGAUUGAACGCAACGAGAACAGUCUGCACACCGACCAGCAGGGAUGCCUCAGGGCGGAGGGCCGGGGCUUUCGGGACAGUGAGACCCCCACAGUGGAGACGGGACUGGACGAGCUGGACGCCGACAACCUCAACAGCAGCAGCGCAGCAAGUGGAUCCGAGCUGGAGGUACUGAUGGACUUGGAGCAGACUACCCCUCAGACUACCGGCUGCAGCACGACACCCAUCAGCUCGGUGCCCACCCUGGAGCUGGACCUGGAGCCCAUGCCUCAGACCGCCCUGCGGCGCCGGACCAGGACAGCCAGCGAGAUCCUUGCAGAGAGGAGCCAGCAGGAGUCUGAUGGCACGAGGGAGUCCAUCAGCAGGAUUCUCGAGGAGUCUAAACAGUUCUACGCUUCUCAGAACCGGGCUUUCAAGCUGCUUUUCGCACUCUAUAACCUGCUGGCCGCCAACUCGGAGCUGGUGUGCUACUUCAUCAUCGUACUCAACAACAUGGUGACCGCCUCCAUCAUCUCAUUGGUCCUGCCCAUCCUCAUCUUCCUGUGGGCCAUGCUGGCUGUCCCACGGCCCAGCAAGAAGUUCUGGAUGACCGCUAUUGUCUACACAGAGGUGAUGGUGGUGGUGAAGUACCUCUUCCAGUUCGGCUUUUUCCCCUGGAACACGUACUAUGAGACCAAGCUGAACGAGGGCAAGCCGUUCUUCCCCCCUCGCAUCCUAGGGCUGGAGAAGACCGACAACUACAUCCGCUACGAUCUGAUCCAGCUCCUGGCCCUCUUCUUCCACCGCUCCCUGCUCCAGCGCUACGGUUUGUGGGAUCAGGAUGGCAAUCUGGAGGAAAAGAAGAGAAAACAGUCUGCAAAGGCAAGCGGAGAAGGAGAGGAAGCCCCAGUGAGCCCUGACCCCGGCCAGACACAGAUACAAGAAGCCAAACCAGGCCCUGAUGAGACGUUAGAACCAGAUCAGAACCAAGACCCAUCCGCCAGCCCAAAACCCCCAGAUCCCCCAGAGCUAGAAGAGAAGGCCAAAAGCAGAAUUCUUCGCUUCCGCAAAAAGAAACCACAGGCCCAGGAUGCAAAAGAGACCAAGGAGAGCUCUCAGCCAAAGAAGAAACUGAAGGGACACCGCAGGGAGGUGGCCAGGAAGAGGCUGAAAGUGCUAGGCGAGAAAGUGAAGCUGCUGUUCCUCACACUGAUACGCAAUGUGUACAAACCAAUCCAUGGAUUCUUCUACAACAUACUGCACACGGAGUACCAUGCGGCGACAGACGUCUAUGCACUGAUGUUUUUGACAGAUGUGGUGGAUUUCAUCAUCAUCGUCUUUGGGUUUUGGGCCUUUGGUAAACACUCUGCGGCUGCAGACAUUGCCUCCACGCUGUCAGAGGACCAGGUGCCUGAGGCCUUUCUGGUGAUGUUGCUCAUCCAGUUCAGCACAAUGGUGAUUGACCGUGCCCUCUAUCUGCGCAAGACUGUGCUGGGAAAACUGAUCUUUCAGGUCCUCCUGGUCUUUGGUAUCCAUAUCUGGAUGUUCUUCAUCCUGCCAGCUGUCACAGAGAGGAUGUUCAGUCAGAACCCUGUGGCCCAGAUCUGGUACUUUGUGAAAUGUAUCUACUUUGCCCUCUCGGCCUAUCAGAUCCAUUGCGGUUAUCCCACUCGCAUUCUGGGAAACUUUCUCACCAAGACGUACAACCACCUCAAUCUCUUCCUCUUCCAGGGGUUCCGCCUGGUUCCUUUCCUGGUGGAGCUGCGUGCUGUGAUGGACUGGGUCUGGACUGACACAACCCUGUCUCUCUCCAACUGGAUGUGUGUAGAGGAUAUAUAUGCCAACAUCUUCAUCAUCAAGUGCAGCCGUGAAACCGAGAAGAAAUACCCCCAGCCCAAAGGUCAGAAAAAGAAGAAGAUUGUGAAGUAUGGGAUGGGCGGGCUCAUCAUAGUCUUCCUCAUCUGCAUCAUCUGGUUCCCGCUACUCUUCAUCUCAUUGGUCAGAUCUGUAGUGGGUGUGGUGAACCAUCCCGUGGAUGUUACAGUCACUGUCAAGUUGGGGGGUUAUGAGCCCUUAUUUACCAUGAGUGUGCAGCAGCAGUCUAUCCAGCCCUUCACCGAAACGAACUACAGCCAGCUAACGGAGAAGUUUGGCAAGAAUCCGGUGGCGAUGCAGUUUAUCACUCUGUACAGCUACGAGGACAUUGUCACUGCCAAUAUAGAUGGGAGCUCGGGCUCUGUGUGGAGGAUCAGCCCCCCCAGCCGCCAGGAGGUCAUUAAAGAACUGCUGAGCAGCCCGGUGGACAUGACCCUGCGCUUCAUGUGGAAUUUCCAGAGGGACCUGGGGAAAGGUGGCACAGUGGAGCACACCUUCGACAAGCACUCCAUUGACCUGAAGCCCGGCGAUCCUGUGCGAGCAGGCCUAGCUUCGCUGCUGCUAGGGAACAGCUCUGAACCCGUGCAUGUGAAUGACAUGUUCCCAAAUUAUAUCAGGGCGCCGAAUGGACCUGAAGCUAAACCUGUCAGUCAGCUGUACCCAGAUGAGGAGGACAGCUACCUGGAUGUGACUCUGACCCUGAUGAAGGACCACUCGGUCAACGGCAGCGGGAUGCUGGAGUGGUGGGAUAUUCACAUUGCAGACUGCAGCUCUUCCCAGGACAGCUGCGGAGUCCUUCCCAUGGUCAUUUUCAAUGACAAAGUCAGCCCUCCCAGCCUGGGCUUCUUGGCCGGAUAUGGGAUCAUGGGGCUGUACGUGUCGGUGGUGCUGGUGAUCGGGAAGUUUGUGCGCGGCUUCUUCAGCGAGAUCUCCCACUCCAUCAUGUUCGAGGAGCUGCCCUGCGUGGACCGCAUCCUCAAGCUGUGCACGGACAUCUUCCUGGUGCGCGAGACCGGGGAGCUGGAGCUGGAGGAGGAGCUGUACUCCAAACUCAUCUUCCUGUACCGCUCACCGGAGACUAUGAUCAAGUGGACCCGGGAAAAAGACUAGGAGACCCACAGCCUGCACACUCAUAAAUGAGUCAAUCUCAUUUAUAUUACCCAAAGCAUCAUACUGUCCUUCUGUUUUUCACUGGUAACUCUCAUGACCAGGGCUCUGACACUCACUGCUCAUUGCAAAUAAGCCUUGAGCUGUAACAACAGAAGGCAGGAGACUUAUUCACCCAUGUAUCCUGGAACCCUUCGCCAUGAAAUAAGAAAUUGUGACAGCUGGAGAUCAUAAACUUUUCCAUUUUCUUUUCAAUUUUAUAAAUACAACUGUAAUGACUGCCACUAAGCAAUUGGUGUUAAUGGGCUGAUAUCGCAGAGUACGUUUCAUGGUUGCGUAUUUACCUUUUUCUACGGGAUAGCCCUAGCCCAUUAAUACAGAGACUGCAUGGAGCUUUCCUUCGUGGCUGAGCCAAGUUUUUUUUGUUUCCUUUUCUGAAAUAUGACCUUUAGGACCUGGGUUGAAAUUACCUCAGACCACAAGAAUGUGGACGUCUGUGUUCUCAUGAAGGGCGAGUUAUGAGAAGGCAGCAGGACAGAUGACAUAGCGGACAGGAAACAGGACAAGGAAACUAAAGCUGGGAAGAGCAGGAGGAUUUAGACUGGGUUCUUCUUUACUUGUAUGCUUUUCUCAAUUCAUCCAGUCCGAAUGGAUAAAUAAAGACAUUUUCGGUGGGAAAACUGUGAUCCCCAAAGACAACGUAGACCAGGAUCUUAGCUAAUUGUUAUUCUAACACUAAAGUCAAAAGACUUAAAAAAGCUUAUACUGAACUGUUUACAAACAUGCUUAGAAGACUAUGAAAGCUGUUGGAAAGAACAAACUGUUUUAGUAAUGGAUACAUCGGAAUGGAGACAAGGGAGAGAUUUUAAAGACUUGAACUCUAAGGCUGAUUCUAAACUGUCACUUAAAAACCUCUACACAAGAUUGCAUAGAAAGACCAGCUGUCGUCAUCACCCUUUCAUGACUUUAAACAAGUUUUAUGUUAAAAACCAAGUACUGUCAAAAGACUCUAUCCUUUAGCAGACCAAAAUGAUCAUCAGGGAGAAGGAAACUGUACCAAACUCUGAAAUGUGUUGAAAUGGGGAAAAAGCGUGCGUCUUGGAUGUUUACAUGCUGGAAUAGUUUUAUUUAAAUUUAAACAAGCUACCAAGCAAUAGUUUAUGGCAGUGUUUCUCAGUCAUGAUCCUGGAGUCUGCCUGUGUCUGCUGGUUUUUGUGCCCUCUGGGACUUUAAUCAACAGUGCCUUAAAAUGAUCUGCUUGGCAUUUUAGACUUUUUUUUCUCCAUAAGGUGCAACCUCAAGUACAUAUUUUACAACUACGGCAGCACACAGAACUGCAGUCUCUCCUCAACUUUCUAAUUAAGAAUUGCUCCCUUAUUUUUUACUAACAGGUGAUCAGUCGGUCAGCAAACACAGUGGGAACAGUGGUGUACUAGACACCUCCCACGGUGCGUUUUUCAUCAGUUUAAGCUAUGCUUAUGUUUCAGGUCACAGACCUUAAAACUCAUUAGCACAUGGUUCGUACCAUUACAAAUCUCAUGUAGCUGAAGGGCUGAAAGCAAAAUUAAAAAAAAACUGAAAGAAAUUAGCCCGUGAUUUAGAGCAAAAACCAGCAGCCACAGAUACUCCAGGUUUAGCAUUGAGAACCAGUGCUUUAUAGAAAAGCACAGUACCAUACUAUUGGUGCCAAAAUGUUUCCAAAUUAAUGUUUUUGUAUAAUAUUUUUGAACUGUCAUAAAAAGGUUUGACACUUGCCUUAUGAAAUACAUAUCUCUAAAUAUAUUUUCAUUAUAAUCAAGAGGUCUUUUGUAUAAAAUUGCUAUUUUUUCUUAACUGCACCUUCUUUUUGAUGAUGGGGAAAAAGUGAAACCCUAAUAGACAAAUUUCAGUUCCACAGUUCAGGGUAUUCUACUUUUUCUCAUCGUCAUGACUUGGUUCUUUUAAUGGCGAUGUGUUUUUUUAAUCAAUAAAAACCUUGUUCAUCUUUA